Mytilus californianus (California mussel) is the source of this 1337-nucleotide messenger RNA. RefSeq names its product blastula protease 10-like. The transcript has 9 exons. Gene Ontology annotation, molecular function: metalloendopeptidase activity; zinc ion binding. The record is from RefSeq and is a predicted model, not a curated record. The coding region runs from base 151 to 1263 and encodes 370 amino acids. Lineage: Eukaryota; Metazoa; Mollusca; Bivalvia; Mytilida; Mytilidae. Gene Ontology annotation, biological process: proteolysis.
UUACUGUCUGACUAUUUGAAGAACUUGCAACAUUCUACUCGAUCACACAGAAGGGAACCAAAUGUAAAUCGCCCACCAGAAGAAGAAGGCACUGCGUUUGAAUCUGAUAUUAUUUUGACCCCUGAACAAGCUAACGAAAUAGCUAGAGAAAUGCUGACCGAAAACAGGAAACGACGACAGACAGUAAAACAAGCUACUAAGAUUUGGCCGAAUGGUAUUAUAGUAUAUAGAUAUGACGAUCAGUGGCCUAAUAACCAAAAUGGUAAUCUAGCAAAAACUAAUAUAGAAAAGGCGAUGAAAUUGUGGGAAGACACAACGUGUCUAAAAUUUAUCCGUCAGACACCAAACACACCACUAGUCGGUUAUAGCGUUGUCAACAUAUUGUACGCACACAAAUGUCAAUCACUGAUUGGAAGGUAUGAACAUGGGUCCCAAGACUUAGAAGUUGCCACAUACUGCAUAGACAAGAUUGGCAGCUUGGCCCAUGAGCUUGGUCACGUAGCAGGUAUGUUUCACGAACACUCUCGACCAGAUAGAGAUACAAACAUUACAGUGUUUAUAGAGAAUGCAAAACACGGAACUCAACAAUACUUUAAAAAACAUGGAAAGGACGCAGAACGAACGAAUGAACCAUAUGACAUUGGAUCUGUUAUGCACUACGGCCCAUUGUUUUUUAGUAAAGAUGCCAACUCUAAUAAAUAUACUAUGCAACCACACGAUAAAAGACUAAUGGCUGCAAUGGGACAAAGAACACACUUGAGUUUUACGGAUAUAAAAACAAUCAAUGAUUUAUAUGAUUGCCAUAAAAACUGUCCAAGAGGUUUGCAGUGUAAUAACGGUGGUUACAUUGGUCCAAACUGUGCUUGUACGUGUCCUUUAGGUUUAACUGGAAGAGAAUGUACAAAUGUUGUACAUAGUUCGUCAGGAUGUGGAGGCGUUUUGACAGGUUCAUCAGGAAAAUUCUCGAGUCCUAGUUAUCCACAAAAAUAUCCACUCUCAACAACUUGCACAUGGCUGAUUCAGGGAUCAGCAGGAUCUUCCAUCAGAUUGAAAUUUACCUCACUAGACAUUGAAGAUGAUCCUAUCUGUUUUUAUGAUCACAUCGAAGUAAAAACUUAUGGACCAACUUUGGAAGGGCCGAGAUAUUGCGGUAACACCAUUCCAGCAGAAAUCAGAUACAAUGGAAAUACAUUGGUUGUGAAGUUUAUCUCAGAUGAGGAGACUACUGAAUACGGAUUCGAAGCUCAAUAUACUAUUCAUUAAUACUUGUCAACAAAAUUUGACUUUUUGUCAUUUUGCACACACAUGUUUAUUUUGAUAAUAAAUACAUUAUUUAU